This is a messenger RNA of Linum trigynum, 282 nucleotides long. The record is from the annotation of a GenBank genome assembly. NCBI's taxonomy places the organism in Eukaryota, Viridiplantae, Streptophyta, Magnoliopsida, Malpighiales, Linaceae.
AUGGAGAACAUGAAUGAGGGGAAUGGAGGGGAGGAUAGUUCGAGAUCGGAGAGCUCUAACCCCGGAGAGGGCGAGCGUCAGUCGAGUCAAGAGCUGAGUAUGGACGUAGAAGGAGAGGGUAGCCACGGGCACCCGUCAGCGGGGGAAGAGGAAUCCUUGUCACAGAGGGAGUUAUUUCGAAUCAUAGCUCACCAAGACAGGGCCAUAGCAGCGCUCAGAAGGGAGUUGGAAGGUGGACGAAGUGAAGACAAGAUGGCUUAUAGUCCGGGAAUGAGAAAGUGA